This is a messenger RNA of Acanthosepion pharaonis, 498 nucleotides long. The record is from the annotation of a GenBank genome assembly. Lineage: Eukaryota; Metazoa; Mollusca; Cephalopoda; Sepiida; Sepiidae.
AUGUUUUCUUUGUCUCUGAAGAUGGCGCCCAUUCACGCCCGAUGCUUUUACAUUAUUUAUUUCGUUUGUUUGUCAUUUGGUGGUUUGAUCCCUCGCUAUCUUGUCCUGGGAUUCUUUUUUUUUAAUAUUUCUCCCCUCUUUCUUUCUUUCUUUCUUUCUUUCUUUCUAUUUACUCCAUAUUUCUUUCUAUUUACUCCAUAUUUCGUCCUUUCUUUCUUUCUUUCUUUCUUUCUAUUUACUCCAUAUUUCUUUCUUUCUAUUUACUCCAUAUUACUUUCUUUUUUUCUUUCUUUCUUUCUAUUUGUUCCAUAUUUCUUUCUUUCUUUCUAUUUACUCCAUAUUUCUUUCUUUCUAUUUACUCCAUAUUUCUUUCUUUCUAUUUGUUCCAUAUUUCUUUCUUUCUUUCUUUCUAUUUGCUCCAUAUUUCUUUCUUUCUUUCUAUCUACUCUAUAUUUAGCCACUAUUUUUCUUGUUUUGCAUAUGAAAUAUCUCAAAUAA